This is a messenger RNA of Trichomonas vaginalis G3, 820 nucleotides long. RefSeq lists its product as uncharacterized. Lineage: Eukaryota; Parabasalia; Trichomonadida; Trichomonadidae. The annotation marks the transcript as partial. The transcript has a single exon. The record is from RefSeq and is a predicted model, not a curated record.
AUGUUUUAUGAAGAGACAUAUCAACCGCCAUUACUUAAACUUGAUAAAUCUCUGAUUUCAGAAGAAACAGAUUCCACUGAAGUAAUUCAAGUAAAGGGAAGUUUUUAUUUCUUAGUUGAACCAUACACGGUAGAAGCAGGUUGGGAAAUUCAUGAUUCAAAAGAUAAGAUAAUCAAAUAUGGCAGCCUUGGCAAAUUUACAGUUUCAGAAAAACAAACAAGUAUGGAUUUUGAUGUGUCAAUCACACCACCAACAGAACUUGGAAAGUACACAUUAUAUGUUUACACAUAUACUAAUGGUCUUGGCUCAUUGCUUUAUGAAGAAUUCACAAUUACAGUUGUUCCACCAAAUUAUAGACCAAAGUUAUACAUUGUUCCAUCUGAAUACCUAUAUUACAUUCCAGAUUCUGAAGUUUCUUUCUUGGCUUCAGUCUACGAUCAAGAUUCAGGUGAUAAACCACUCACAGCAAAGGUUUUCUUCAACAAUGCAGAAGUUGCAACACAAGAAGUUGCAAACAGCACAGAUCUUAAGACAUUCAAAUUCAAAGUUCCAAAAGACACAGCAGCAGGUGAAUAUGAAGUCAAAGUCACAGCUACAGAUGGCAAGAAGAUUGGAACAAAGAAGUUCACAAUCACAAUCAAGAUAACACAGUUCUCACAAUCUAUUUCGAACCAAAACUUAAUGCCACAUACAACAAAGGCGACAAGGUCAACUUCACAGCUGUCAUCAAUGAUCCAGAUACAAACUUCGAUAACAAGUUCACUGUUUCUCUGUUCUACAACGAUAAAGUCAAGAAGACGAUCACAUCAACUAACGAUGC